Messenger RNA from Gordionus sp. m RMFG-2023, 1848 nucleotides. RefSeq names its product zinc finger MYM-type protein 1-like. Bases 1 to 1848 code for a protein of 615 amino acids. Gene Ontology annotation, molecular function: protein dimerization activity. The record is from RefSeq and is a predicted model, not a curated record. Lineage: Eukaryota; Metazoa; Nematomorpha; Gordioida; Chordodea; Parachordodidae. The transcript has 4 exons.
AUGUACAUUAAUGAAUGUUGGUGGAUAUGUGCAUUUUCACCUACCAUUAAUGGUGCAUUUUGCAAGAAUUGUGUUUUAUUUGGUCCCAAAUUUGCUGGAAGGGCUCAGCAAAAAUUACAGAGCUUAGUAUUAACAUCAUUUACUAAAUGGAAAGAUGCUACUGAAACUUUUAACAACCAUCAAAAUAAUAAGUAUCAUAUUAAUGCAGAACAAACAAUAUAUUCCUUGCGAUCUAUCAAAAAUGGAGAAUCUAUGGAUAUUAUUAGAAUAAUAGAUACUGGAAAGCAAGAACUAGCUUUGCAAAAUAGAUCAAGACUAACGCCAAUAAUUGACGCUAUCCUGGUAUGUGGCAUCCAAGGUAUCGCUCUUAGAGGUCAUAGAGAUAGCGGUGCGAUAUUUGAUAAUGAUAAUAACAAUAAUGAUGGUAACCUAAGAGCUAUUCUUCGAAAUAGAUCUCUUGGAGAUCCCAUACUUAGAGACAAUUUGUUAAAUUGUGAUAUACAAAUAUUAGAAGAAUUUUUACAAUUUAUACCAGUUGUGGAUAUGAGAGGGGAGGCCCUCGCCAAAACUAUUUUGUUAAAUUUAGAGAAAUAUAAGUUAAAUUUAAAUUUGAUACGAGGACAAGGUUAUGAUGGUGCUCCGGCUAUGAGUGCCCAUUUAAAUGGUGUCAAAGCACAUAUUUUAAAAAAAUAUUCCUCCGCUAUAUAUGUUUAUUGUGCAUCUCAUUCGUUGAAUUUGGCAAUAUCCGAUUCAUGUGCUCUACCUUCUAUACCCAUUAUAUCCAAAAUUUAUGAUUUUUUUAAAUAUCCCAAACGGUCAGAUGUUUUGAAUCGAACUAUAUCAAAGAAUGCACCAGAAACACAUCAUCAAAAAUUAAAAAAAAUGUGCCCUACACGAUGGGUUUUACGUGAUUCAGUUUCGGCAUUUAUAGAACUCGAAGAGAUGAUAAGAAUAUCUUUACAUGAAAUUACCAAAUGGCAAGAUAGUAAUGUGUCGUCAGAAGCGAUAUCAUUAUUGAAUUCAAUUGAUCAAUCAGAGUUUAUCAUUGCUGCUAGUUGCAUCAAUAAAUUAUUUUCUUAUAGUUCAAUACUUUGUAGAAAUCUACAAAAACCAAAUUUAGAUUUGGUUCAGGUAAUUGAUUUGGCAGAAAAUAUAUAUGAACAGGUGGAUGAAAUAAGAACGAAUGUCGAUGAAUAUUUUCAUAAUAUUUAUGUAGAUAUUGAAUCGAAGGCUCAAAUUUAUGAUAUAUCAAUAAUUAAACCUCGUCUAGCACCAAGGCAAUUAAUGAGAUGCAAUGUAAAUAUUGGAUCAACUGAAGAUUAUUAUAAAAUAUCUAUUUUUAUCCCAUUCUUGGACACUUUUUUAUCACAAAUAAAAGUACGAUUUUUAGAUAAAAAAGAAGUCUUUGCAAAUCUUCAAGUUUUAUUGCCCAAAGAUCCCUCCUCGUUUUCUCAUGGCACGAUUAAUAAAAUAAAAUAUUUAGCCAAAUUUUAUUCGUACGAUAUUGAUUCGGAGAUAAAUUUAAUCAGCGAAUUUGAAUUAUGGUAUAGAUAUUUAUUACGUUUACCUAUUUUACCUGAGCAUGCCAAUGAUGCGCUAAAUCGUUGUAAAGAUAUCUUGGCUCAAUUUCCCAAUAUUUUGAAGUUAUUUUAUAUUCUUGCAUGUUUGCCUAUUACAACAUGCACGAAUGAAAGGACAUUUUCAAACUUGAGAAGGUUGAAAACAUAUUUACGAAGUAAUACUUCCGAAUCUCGGCUAAAUGGGUUAGCUCUGUUAAAUAUCCACAGAGAUUUGGUUCCCAGACAAACGAAAUUCUUGAUACAUUGGCAACAUUCCCACGAAAAUUAA